Porites lobata is the source of this 649-nucleotide messenger RNA. Lineage: Eukaryota; Metazoa; Cnidaria; Anthozoa; Scleractinia; Poritidae. The record is from the annotation of a GenBank genome assembly.
AUGAGCUCGCACUCACCGCCCCGAAUGGGGAGGAUCAAAGACCGGACCCCGGAGACGGCGGAAAUCGAGCCUAAUUCUCUUAUCGCAAUAAUUGUUUUCAAAACACCAACUUUAAGAAAACCGAUAAAUCUUAUGAUCGCCAACAUGGCCAUGUCGGACCUGCUGUGUCCAAUAUUUCUGUUUCCUCUGAAUCUGUUAGAGAUGCACUUGGCAUAUUAGUGAUCCACUUUAAGAUAGGCUUCUUUCUUUAAACCGUCUCCGCUGCAGUGUCGAUUCAGAGCCUGAUUCUGAUAAGAGUGGAUCGAUUUGCAUUGGAGCUGUUGUGGUGCCAAUCCGUUCCCCACUCAUCAGUAAAAGGCAUUGUCCAUUCUUCAUCAUUGCCUCAUGGAUCGUCGCAGAAGCCGCGUACUCGCCGUAUUUGUUUUCUUUCAAACUUACUGAACACCCUGGAGGGAUGGCACGGUGCACGAGACAAAUAUUACCUACGAACAUUUACCAACACCUAGCAGUUUCUGUUGCAUUCUUUUACAUUCCCUUUGUCUUGUUGAUCAUACUUUACUCCAUCAUCCUGAUCAAGCUUAUUAAGCAACACGUCCAUCCGGGUGAACAUUCAGCCGACGCUGAGGAACAGCGGUCAAGAGGAAACUGA